Molecule: messenger RNA, 582 nt
Organism: Cicer arietinum (chickpea)
Lineage: Eukaryota; Viridiplantae; Streptophyta; Magnoliopsida; Fabales; Fabaceae
Biological process (GO): protein folding
Cellular component (GO): prefoldin complex
Source: RefSeq, a predicted model, not a curated record
UAUAUAAAAUGAUAAACCAGAUAGACACAGGUAAAUAGUAUAGUAUGGCGUCAGUGUCUGCUGCUGCUUCGAUAGUGAAGAAUGAAUUGAGGAGUCAUGAAGUCGCCAUAGCCGAACUCAACGCCCUUCCUUCUUCCAGAACUGUCUAUCAGAGAAAUGGGAACUUGUUUUUUCGCACAUCUAUCCAAACAGCAACAAGCAUGGAGCAGAAACAACUUGAUUCAGCCAAAGCCAAGCUAAAGAAUCUGAAUUCUUCGUCGAAAUCAUAUGCUAGAACUUGGGUGGUUCAGUAGUAAUGCGGCAUUUUUCUGUGAGAUGAGGGCGAUAAGGACAUGUUAUAUGUUAUCACUUGGAGACUUCAUUUUCUAAAUAGCUGUUAGGUCCUAGAUACUGUAAAUUACAUAAAAUGCAUACAUACAAUAAAUAUGUUAAGGAUAUUUUGAAUUUUUUUAGUUAUUUUCACUGAAACACUGAAAUGUGUUGUAGGCGUGACUUUUAAUACAAUUGAUAAAACUGUAUUCAUUCAUCUAUUAAAACUUGCACAUUUCAUAAUGUAUGUAAAAUGCACGGGCUUUAAUUUUA